This is a messenger RNA of Lampris incognitus (smalleye Pacific opah), 7609 nucleotides long. It is a transcript of the gene zbtb4, whose product is annotated as zinc finger and BTB domain containing 4. Lineage: Eukaryota; Metazoa; Chordata; Actinopteri; Lampriformes; Lampridae. The coding region runs from base 132 to 5741 and encodes 1869 amino acids. Gene Ontology annotation, molecular function: DNA-binding transcription factor activity, RNA polymerase II-specific; RNA polymerase II transcription regulatory region sequence-specific DNA binding. The transcript is spliced from 2 exons. Gene Ontology annotation, cellular component: nucleus. The record is from RefSeq and is a predicted model, not a curated record. Gene Ontology annotation, biological process: regulation of transcription by RNA polymerase II.
AGAGAGAGAGAGAGAGAGAGAGAGAGAGAGAGGCUGAAUUUUGUUGUUUUCCUGCUUGUUUUUCCUUCACUCCGUUGCCGAGGUUGUUUGUUCGCACGUGAAGAGCAGACGAAAGAUUUUGGGGGCUGGUCAUGGUGUCCGGUGGGAAGGUGUGGGACCCCCUCUGUGCGGGCCUCCUUCAGUCACAUCUGAGCGAGCAGCACCAGACGACCAGGCUCCUGCCCUUCUGCAACCUCACGACCAUCGCAACUGAGGACACCACAUACCACCUGAGUCAGCGCUCGCCACCUCUGUCUUCCCUGCCACCGGUGGUGGCAGCUCACGACACCCUUCACCCAGUGCAGCCCCCCUCUUCCGGCUUACUACUUUCAUCCCACCUGCCCGAGGAUUCCCACCUCAGCUGCUGUGGCUGCAGCGGGGCCCAAGGACUUCACAAACCAAACCGUUGUUUUGGAGUAGCUGGUCAGCCUGAAGCAGAGCAGGAGGUGGUAGCGGAGACAGAGCAGCUGGAGAUGAAGGGUAAAAGCAGGCAGGGAGGCCGGGGAGAGGCCAUGAUGGAGGACCGGCUGGAAGAUAUUGCCGACGGGCCUAAGAAUGCUAAAAUUACACUCAGUUUCCCUCUCAGCGCUGGCCCCCUGCCCGCCUCCCUGACAUCUCCCAGCCAACGUCACAGCUCCUCCUCAUCUUCCCCCUCGCCCCACCGACGACGGCCCUCCUCAUCUGGCUCCAGAGGCUCAGAUGAGGGCUCCCUGUGGAAACUGGACGCUACCAUGGAUGUAAAACACAGACCAUUCAAGCCCCCCAGGCAUGAGCACUCACCUCCCUCCUCCUCUCCCUCCUCCUCCUCCUCUCCGAUGACUGUUAGUGCGCUUAUCAGGAAGGAUAUCAAAAGCCCCCCUCCUCUGAAGUGCGCCAAGGUCAACCCAGACACUCCGUUUAACAGGUUUGCCCCCAGGUCUUCCAGUGGGUCUGUUGGGGGCUGUUACACAGGAGAUGGGUGGGAGGAGAGACCGAGGGCGGCAAAUGGUACGGCUUCCCCAUCUCAGACAGCUCAGAUACUCUUUAACCUGGGCACAUCAGCCUAUCAGGGCCAGCGAGGGGCAGACCCAGACAGGAAGGAGAGAUUAACAGGAAGACCAGGUGUGAAGCUGGGAAGCCCUCACAGACCAAAUCUUCACCCACCCACCCUUCACCUCCCUCCCCCACUACCACCUCCUCCUCCUCCCCCUUCUGAGGCUCUCACGGCCCCGCCCCACCCCUCCAUCCUCUCCCCUGCUGACGGCCUGAAGCCGGAGCUGAUCUGCGGGGUGUGCCACCGCCUCUUCAGCUCCGCCUCCUCGCUGACAGUGCACAUGAGACUGCAUCGCGGCAGCCGAGCCCUCAGCUGCCGCUACUGUGGUAAGACCUUCAUUCACAGUAAGAGACUGCAGUCCCAUGAGGCCUGCUGCAGGGCCCCCAGUAUGCCCUCCACCAGCUUGGGCCCUCCCUCACUCUCUGUCCAGCCCAAGGAAGAGCCGCUAGAGGAGGGUGAGGUGAGAGUGGAGGGGGGGGUGAUUGUGGGAACAGAGGGAGCUAUAGACAGCAGCAAGGCACGGCCAGGAAAGAAAGCGCGGAGCCUCCUGGCACGUAUCCAAGGCAAUGAUGCAGCAGCCACUGAGCUGCUAGGAGGUGAUGAGAACCAUUUUGUGAAGGUGGUAGACGGCAAUAUCAUUUACUUCUGCUCGGUGUGCGAGCGGUCUUAUAUGACCUUGUCCAGCCUCAAGCGUCACUCCAACGUACACUCCUGGCGUCGCAAGUACCCCUGUCAUUUUUGCGAUAAAGUCUUUGCCCUGGCUGAGUACCGCACCAAGCAUGAGGUGUGGCACACAGGGGAGCGGCGCUACCAGUGCAUCUUCUGCUGGGAUGCCUUUGCCACCUACUACAACCUGAAAACACACCAGAAAACCAUCCAUGGCAUUAACCCCAGCCUCAUCUCCAGUGAAAAGACUGCAAAUGGGGGCUACAAACAGAAAGUGAAUGCCCUCAAGCUCUACCGCCUUCUCCCCAUGCGCUCCCAGAAGAGACCUUACAAGACAUAUAGUGACGGUGUGCCUAAUGGCCUACUUUUGCCCCCAACUGAGCCGCCCCAUCUCCCCCUGCCUCUGGGCCUGGAUUGUACCCUCAGUGCCGGAGAUCUAAAGAGUCUCAUCAGUGGGGCUCACCCCAAAAGUGUGAAGCCUGACCCAGAUGCUUUCUCUGAUGGCUUCUCUGUUUCUAUGGAUAUAGAGCACAAAGACCACCCUACACUUACGCCCCUCCCCCAAAGAGACAUGCACCAAGUGGGAAAAUAUGAUAGGGAGGCCCCAGAUGUAGAGCAGGGGAGAGGUAGUGGCAGCUUCAAAUUGUCUGGAAACAGCAAAAAUAAAACUCCUAAGAUUGGUAGAGGCACAGAAACAAGCGUAUCGUCUGUAAUAACAUACGGCCACGCAAAACCCUCUGUCAUAGUCCAUGGAACAGCAGUGUCAUCAUCCGUCAUCGUCCACAGCAACCAGGUCACAUCUGAGAAUGGCAAAAGUAGACUGAGCAGCCCCUCCCCUGAAACUAACGACAGUCAGAUGUCCCACAGGGCCUGUCCCAGGUCAAUUAGAAAGCAAAGUAUCAACACAGAGAGCCAUAGAAAGAGGUCUAGAGACAGCUCAGACAACACAGAGGAGGGUUCAAAAGGUAGACAUGAGACAGAGACAGGCAGAUCCUUCAGCAAGUCACACAAGUCCCACAGCAAAGGUGACAUCUCCUCUGGCAAGCAGUUGUCAGCCUUUGUAGGGUCACAGGUCAAAGGGGCAGGGCCACUGUGCCAGAUCACUGUGCGCAUUGGUGAGGAGGCCAUCGUCAAGCGCAGUAUCUCCGAGACCGACCUCAGGAGAGACAAGAGCCAUUCUCCUCCCAAAAUCAAACGGAGUGAAGUGGCAUCUUUACGGGAAGCCAAGGAGCCGAGGCACACCCACCAUCACCACAAACGCCGUGCUAACCGGAGCGCUAGCUUAGGAGCCGAGGAGGAGAGAAAGGGGGAAGGGGGAAGGGGUGGUGGUCGAGAGGGGGAGGUAAGGAGAAAGAUUUCCAAAUCUCCCAGUGAAGUAAGGGAGUACUACUUCCGCCAGGAGGUGCGCGAGCGAGGGGAGAGUGACCAUGAUGCAGAGGACAAUUUAUGGCGGCCAUACUACUCCUAUAAACCUAAAAGGAAGGCCCAAGCACAUCUCCAGAGGGCAAAGAAAUGGCAGAGAAAGCUGCAGUACAAACGCUCCCUACGGUUAAAGAGGAGGGCAGAAAGGCUUACAAACCCUGAGACCAAAGAGACAGAGAAAGCACCAGAUAAGGAAGAAGAUGAAAAGAUGAGUGAGGCAGAUGGUGAAGAGGUGGAACGUAUUAAAGAGGAGGUAGUGGAGGCUGAAAAAAUGUCAAAAGGCAGCACAGAGAAAGAUGGGGAAAUAAAAGAAUAUUCCUCAUUUCCCUUAAAACACAAAAACAAACAAGUGAAGAGACAGAUUGAGGGGGCCUGUCCAGACGUCUCUCCCCCUCCUAUGUGCUCUCCAGAGCCUCCACUCUCUACCUCAGUCACUCCUAUGGGCAUAAAGCGGCGGCCCUGGACCAAUGGUAACGCAGCAGAGUGCGGUACCUGUGGCCGCUGGUUCUCCAGCCCCAGAAAACGAGACAAACAUGAACUUAGCCACCUGCUGGAGUUUGUUUGCCUCUUUUGCCAUGCAACGUUCCCCUCAAGGGAAAAGCUGGAAGAUCACCAGAGAGCCCAGCAUCCAAAGCCUACAGAGGCCUUCCCCUCAUCACUUAAAGUUGGACUUAGUGAAAGAGGGGAAGGGGGCGGAGUCAGAACAUCAGUAGAGGAGGCAAGGCCGGAGGAGGUAAGAGAGGGAGGGGCAGGCUCACUUUUAAGGAAUAAUUCCAGUCCAUGUCGCCUAAGCAGGAGAGCAUUAGCUAGACACACCUGUCCACAGUGUCAUAAAGUUUGUAAGACGUCCUCGGCGCUAAACCGCCAUGUCCGACGCCACGAGUUGAGCAGCUCCCCAGAGAGAGAGAAAGAGGAAGCACAAUCAGGGCCAAAAGCAGCGGAGGCGAUGGUUAGCACUGUUAGCAAAGAGCUAGAGACUGACAAAGAACAGGCUCCAACUGCUCAGUCUGUUUCAGUCAUCAGUUUUUCCACCCCAGACCUACCCAGUGGUUGUGAGUAUUUGGAAUCUCAGCCACAUCAAAACCACCAGGACAAAGUAAGAGAUGAGCAGCAGUUGUCAGAAUCCUGUGACAAACCUGAACUGAGUGAGGUCAAAUCUCACACUCCUGCAAGAGAACCGAGCCCGCAGAUUAUAAAGCCUCCAUUAGAAAGCCCGGUUAACCUCAAACCCACCAAACCUGAAUUCACGCCUCCCAUGCCCUCCACUCCCUCCACAGUCCAGAGCGUUCUGGUCAUGAAUGGAUCUGAAUGUCUGGACUACCGCACUCCAAGGAAGAAGAAUGGAGAAGGUCAGAUCCACAGAGUACCCAGCCCAGUGCGUGUCAGGGCAACCGCCAACCCAUCUCCAAAUACACCUGUGAUAUCACAGGCCAGACUUACCACUGUUGCUCCUCCUGUUUCCGUUAUGACACCUCCCACCCAGGAGGUGGGAUUCAUGAAACGGGAAGGGGUCAUUAUGGACAGAGAGAGGCAGGGAGGGAAUGGUGUGUUUCUCCAAGCUGGCUAUGAGGGGCCCCCUUUGACUGAGGAUCUCAGAGUCCCGUCACUGUCCAGAAGCUCCUCUCCCGCUGAAGCACAAGACCUGACCAUGUCCUCGAUACUAGCCCGAGAGAGGGAGCUGGAGAUGCAGAGAGAGAAAGAAAGGGAGAGAGAGAGAGAACUAGAAAGAGGAAGAGAAAGGGAGAGAGAAAGGGCCCAGCAAAUGAGUCGGGUGGCCCGACCGCCACAGGACAGGGUAGCUCUCUUGGUCCCUAAAGAGGAGCCACUGAGCCCUGCACCGUCCCCCCAGCACAUCCCCAAUAAAACCACUAUCAAUGGACUCCCCUCACCCAGGAAUACUCCCAAGUCACCUUGCCCACCCCCCACAGCUGUAGACCUCUUAGCUCAAGUCAGUCGCCAAGCCCAGCACCCCUCGCAAGGCCUCGACAAGCUCACACUGCCCAUGGGAGCAGCUGCUGCAGGUGAUCGCCCUUCAGCCCAAGCCCUGCUUCUCCCCCGAGCACCACCACUGCCUGAUCCUGAGUGCCAGGACACCACUUCUUCCACGGACUCCCAACGGGGGGCGGCCGCCCCAGUGGGUUACCCCGUCCAAGAUUUCCCCCUGCCCCUUAUUGUGCCAGGCGGCUACCGCUCAGCGAAGAAGCAAGAGGAGAACCUGCUCAUGUCUUCCUAUCCUGCAGGGGCUCUCCCCUUCGGACCCCUCGGGAAGGUGAUAGUCCCGAAUGGUGGCGAUCUGGCCAAGCUGCCCUUCUACCCCGACCACUACCAGCUGCUCUACGGACCACAACUGCUAGCUUACCCCUAUAACCUGGCCGCUCUGCCUGUGGCUCUGAACAUGAUGGCGCCUGGAGGGGACAAAGUGGAGCCACUGCCCUUCCUUCCCGCUAUUUUCAACUACGCAGCAGCAGCUGGGCCCUACAUGGGUGCGGCACCUCACCCCCUUGUGGCCAAUCCCAGUCUCUAUAGCAGCGGCAGCGGCAGCAGCAAGAAACAGAGGGACGGCAGCGCCAACAAACCCUAGGACAUUAAACGCUUACUGAGGAAUAUAUUUCUGUGGGGACAUCCUGGCCUGUUGUGUGUGAAUCAGCAGGGUGGGGAGGCGUUUGUUCACGACACAUUUACCGAGCAUAUUCGCACAGUACCCCUGUCUUUCUUUUGCUCAGUAGAGGUCGGAGUUAGCCAUGAAAUAAGGAAUAGGGGUGAGGGGAAGAGAGCGGCAUAAAGAAAAGAGGAGGAGAGGCCGACUAGAGCACAGCAACGUAUCGUCUCCUCUCCUCUCUUUGCCCCUCUUCCUCUCCCUCCAUCUUUCUCCUCUCGGUGUGGUGUGCCGUAGUCUUAGAACUUGAAUAAUCUUCCUCUCCGACUCAUUAUGAUAUUAUAUAUAAUAUAAGAAUAAGAACUGCUAACAGGGUGUGCGUCAUGUGAAAAAUUAGUUCAGUCUGCUUCCCUUUAUAGUGACCGCAUAAUGAGGAUAAAUGCUCUUCUGGGAAGGCUUGUGUAGGCAAGGAUAAGGGAUGAGACACAGGAGUCCUUACUCGACACAGUUGGAGGUAGAGCAUUUAACACGAAUCUUGUGUGUGUGUUUGUGUGUGUGUGUGUGUGCGUUUGUGUUUGUGUGGACGUGUGUGAUAGGAAUACUGGCGUACUCUGUCGUCCGCGGACGGUCAACGUGAGCACAUAACGUGCACAACAUGGAGGAAUUUGUGCAUGCAUCAGUGGGCUUAUGCAAGUGUUUGUGUGUGUGUGUGUGUGUGUGUGUGUGCGUGCGUGCAUCUCUAGGUAGAUGUGUGUCUGCACGUGUGUGCAUUUGCGUGUGACGGAGUACAUGCAUCGAUGGCCAGGGUGAGCCACCUAAGCGCUGAUCAUUCCACGUGGUUUGGGGGUUGCAAUGCGCGCAGCAUUCCUACGUUAGAUGGACUAACGUCAGUAGGUCAGUGCGUAGAGUCAGUGCAUUUUAUCGUUGAUCCUCCAUAUCCGAAUCAUAUAUAGGUAUGAAUGCUAGCUAACCGUAUGGGCUGGAUGUGACUCUAUGUCGAUUACGGAUCCUCCGAGCUUCUAAUGUCCCAACUAACCUGUGAUCUUGCAGCUGGAUGGCACUCUGUAGGAUCUGCAUAGCGUUCACCUUAGUUUUUACCUUAAAUGCACAAUAGAAACAUAGAGGUCACUCAAAGGGGAUAAUGUUGACACUUGUAGCUGCUUUUGACAUGUAGCUGGCCACUGGGCAAAAAAAGAAGAAAAAAAAAAGAAGAAAAAAAUCAUAGGCUAGUAGACCGUUGCACUUCCAGAUUUCAUCUCAUUUCAUGCACAUAAAAUAAAAAAAGAAAAGAAUAAAAAUCUGUUAAACUUCAUCUUCAGUGGCCUUUUCCUCUUCCAAAGGCACACUCCCAUUUCGUAGGCCAGGAAGAAGAAAGCGAAAGCAUGAAAGCAAAAAAAAAAAAAAAAAAAAAGGAUUCAGGGUAAAGUUAUUUCUGGGUAGAGAAGGAGAGAUAGACGGGCACAGAAAGGCACAUUUCCGAGUCAGAACCCCCUGCAGAAAAGACUUUGUGGACAAAAACUCUCUGUCCUCCUCUUCUACCGAGGAAGCGUCGGAAAGAGUGUGAACUAUUUCCUUCUCCUCUGCCCUGGGUAGAAAAAAGGGAGGGACAGAGUCGCUUGCUAAGAGCAAGGAAAAGGUUGAACGAAUCAACGUAAGCGGUGAUUGAAUCUCCCAGAUGCCCUGUGGGCCCCCCUUUUUCUUUUUUUUCUCGUUACGUGUAACGUGUAACGUGUGUCGUUUUCUUUUCUUUUCUUUUUUUUUUUCCUGUCUUUUUUGUCAUUUGUCUAUUUUGUUACUCUGCAACGUUGUUCGGUUAUGUUGUUUAGCCCCCUUUUUACCAGUUGGAAGUGGCU